AUGGCACGGAAUGCUCGACUGUCCAUCGCCGCGUUUAUAUUUGUGUCAGCCGGAGUGUUGAUCAUGUUUGUGGCCAACCUCACCUUUGCACAACGAAUGAUCAGAGCCUCGCAACCGGCACUGGGGUGGCACCCUGGUUUUGCAAAGUUCUUCAAAGUCCUGUAUGCCCUGACUGUUAUGCUGUUGAUCACGGCAGUCUACGCAAUCAUUCACUCUCAUUAUACCUUGGAUCGCGAUAAACUUGCGACCGACUUGGCGUUAGAGCUGGCCGCAAUGACAUACUUCAUGUUUUUGGCAGCUCUCCCAAUAAUUCUGCUUUAUCUCGCCCGUGCCAUUCCAAGGACCAGAACGAUUGAGAAAUUUGGCUCCGGGCGAUGGAAGACUAAAGUGCGAAUAUUGAUUCUUGGGUCCUUACUCUGUUUGUUCGGUGCUGCCUUCCGAACCGGUUCUCAAUUUCUACAUCCCCGGCGCCCAGAUGAUCCUGCCUGGUAUCACAGCAAGGCAUGUUUCUACAUAUUCAACUUCACAAUCGAGGUCAUGGUCGUCUACCUGUAUCUCAUUACGAGAGUCGAUCGGCGCUUUCAUAUCCCCAAUGGAAGUCGUAAAUACGGUGACUACUCCGACCACAAGACAGUGUCGGAGGCUUCAAGCGAAACCGAUGGAUCCCAGAACCGGAAUUCUAGCUUCGGCAGCUACGCACGCAUCUUCGACGGCAGCUCUUCUAUCUACUCUUGGGGGGACGAGAAAGAUUUGGAUGAAAAGGUACAUUCACCAAAUACAUGGUCCCAGUUUUCAGACGACAAGGUGGAGGAUGAAUGGACAUCGCCGGACUCGACCAUCCAGCUACCACCAGCCGUGAGACAGAGUAGAAUAAGAGUAGUGACGAUGGAUCAGGCGCCGUUUGUGGAUAUAGGGUUUCUCCACGAGGAACACGAUGGGUAUGACUACUGGUUUGAGCUACCGCCGCCCGUGGUGUUGAGGUCUUUUGGGCUUUGA
Molecule: messenger RNA, 996 nt
Organism: Exophiala bonariae
Lineage: Eukaryota; Fungi; Ascomycota; Eurotiomycetes; Chaetothyriales; Herpotrichiellaceae
Exons: 2
Coding region: 1-996 (331 amino acids)
Source: RefSeq, a predicted model, not a curated record